This is a messenger RNA of Suillus bovinus, 666 nucleotides long. RefSeq lists its product as uncharacterized. Lineage: Eukaryota; Fungi; Basidiomycota; Agaricomycetes; Boletales; Suillaceae. The coding region runs from base 1 to 666 and encodes 221 amino acids. The record is from RefSeq and is a predicted model, not a curated record. The transcript has 2 exons.
AUGCUCCACACACAUUAUUUCGACCGCUCUAGCAUCAUCAUAUCCCUUCCUUUCAACAUUCACAAGUCUCCCGGCUCUAUACACCUCUGCGAUGCAUUAGAUGCCCUCACACUUCCAGAUAGCCGCCACCUGGGCCUUGAUCCCACUAUUCACAUGUGUCAUGCUGGGUGCAAUGGCACCCAUGUCAAUCUUGCAGAUGGGGUGAUAGGCUGGGUGAAAGACAACAAGAGCAAUGUCUAUUUGAUCAUGGCUGUGCUGUGGAAGAGCCAUGGAUUUUUCUGCAGGGGAACAGUCUGUUAUUGUGUUAGAAACAAGGAAGGAAAGGAGUAUGCUCUGAAAGAUUGUUGGGUGGAAGAGUCGAAAAAAAUGCAUGAACCAACUGUCAAGGAUAUUCCAAAUGUUGUCAACCUCAUCGACAAUGGGGAUGUUUAUUAUGAGGGGCAGCCUGAUUGCACGGCGCGUAUUCGCGAGAAAUAUGGCCAGGAUCAACGAGACGACACUGCAUUCUGCAAUAGAUUUCACCGGCAUUUUCUCUUGAGCCCUUGUGGGGAACCAUUCUCUCAAUUCAGCUCUAGAACGGAGCUGAUCAUGGCUUUUCGUCACUUUGUAAUUGCUCACCAAGCAAUGAUUGAACUGAUGAGUCCUACAUGGGGACCUCAGUCCUAA